Mizuhopecten yessoensis (Yesso scallop) is the source of this 1782-nucleotide messenger RNA. Its product is annotated as G2/M phase-specific E3 ubiquitin-protein ligase-like. The transcript has 5 exons. Gene Ontology annotation, molecular function: ubiquitin-protein transferase activity. The record is from RefSeq and is a predicted model, not a curated record. Bases 27 to 575 code for a protein of 182 amino acids. Lineage: Eukaryota; Metazoa; Mollusca; Bivalvia; Pectinida; Pectinidae.
UCAGGGAGGACGUCUUGGAUGGAGGAAUGAGGGCAUUUCGCCGCAAGACAUUCCAGGAAUGGGCUCCGCUCUCAGUUGUGUUUGCCUCGGAACAGGGGAUAGAUAAUGGUGGACCUUCGAGAGAACUUCUAUUACUUUCCUCUAAGUCCAUUAGAGAUCUAAACAUAUUUGAAGGAGAUUCCAAUGCCCGUAUGGCUGCGCUGGACUACAUAGCUCUUGAAAAUGAUUUGUAUAAAACCGCUGGAAGCAUGUUUGCCUAUAGCAUUGCCCAUGGAGGUCCUAUUCCAGCAUUCCUCAGCCCUGUACUAUAUGAUGCAAUAUCGAAGGGCGUCGACAAAACGAAACCGACAAAUGGCGACAUUGUGGACUAUGAAGCGCUGAGUCAAAUACAGGCAAUUCAGGAAAGCCAAGAUGAAGUGGCCUUUCAACAUGCCGUGGAUAGUGUGGAGGAUAUUAUCUCUUUAGCCGGCUGUGUAUCAUUGGCAACAAAGUACAGCAACGAAGAAGGACUGGUAAAAAAACAUUUGCCACUUCUUGGCUCUUGGCAGAGUUUACCAAGGUCUGGAGCAAUUUAAAACUGAUUUACAGACAUGUGAAAUACUACAGAGCCUGCAAAAGCAUCCAGACCUUUUUCAGCAGGUGUUUGUAAAAUCACCAGAUGACUCCAUUGUAGAUGCUAACACAUUUGGAGCGUACUUUCAUAUACAUGAAUCAUCUUGGUCUUUUUCCGGACACCAUCGCCGUGCCAUGGAGGAAAAGACACUUGCCUACUGGAGAGAUUUUUUUACAGGAUCUUGAAGAAGAAGGAAAACUCGGUCUCUUGUUGAGAUUUGUAACAGGGCUGGAAGUAAUGCCACCACUUGGAAUUGACCCAACGCCAAGUUUGACUUUCGGCCAUGCUGAUGACCUUGAAGGCGAUCACACUGCGAAUUUUCUUAUGGCCAACACUUGCGCGAAUAUUUUGAGAAUUCCAGUUUUGAACACGUAUGAACUGUUUCGCAAAAACGGCCUGUCUGUUAUAGAGAUGGUGAAUGUAUUCACCACAGAGUGAAUUUGUCGAAAACAGCAGCAUGUCAAAGACAUUUACUAUUAUUAUUAUGUAAGCAUCGUUAUAUAUUAUGUUUAUUUGAAGUUGCUAUAUAUCAAAUAGAUAAAGCAACCAAAAGAUCCAAUGUCAAGUUCUUAGCUAUAGCUAGUAGCAUAGCAUAUGUUAAAAAAUUCGGUUACAAUAAGUCAAAUGUUCUUGACAUUUCAAGUUUAACAUAUCAUGUCAAUAUCUGCGGUGAUGAUGAUGUGGCCCUAGUAGGUACGGGGGUCACUUGUGGAAGAAGAUAUACUGAACGAAGAGGUACAGAAGUGUAGGUGUAAACAUAUAUACAUCUAUGUUAUGUUGUGUGAUUGCAAAGUUCAUUAACUAUUUCUCGUAAUAUCUGUUAUCUGAUGAUCGUGUUGAAUAACCUUUUCCUUAUAUACGUUUAUGUUUAUGAUUUAUUUGUUCGUUUUGUCCAUGUCAUAUAAUGGGAAAACAGGAGCUUACAAUACUGCUUUUUAACAACUAAUAUGCAAAAAUGUGCAACAUUGUCUUCUGAACUUUGUACACGAUUUGCAAUUUUGAACCAAAUAACAUACUUAUGUUUCCCCUAUUGCAUCCAUUACGGUUAACAGUGCUCCUGAUACUGUCAGCUGUCGUUAGUAAAAUAUGAGACAAUUAAUAUAUUUAGACAAUGUGUACAACUUCAUUAUUUUGUUGCACAAACGUUCAAAAGGACGAACAGCUGCUAA